CAGCGAGGCGAUCGGCGGUGUGCUGUGUGCCUCGGACACACCGAUCAACGGAAAGAGCCGAACAUGUCGGCUCAGUCAUGUGAUCAGCUGUGUCCAAUCACAGCUGAUCACAUCAGUGACACCUGUCAGUGUCCAUCAGUGCCAGCUGUCAGUGCUCAUCCAUGCCACCUGCCAGUGACCAUCAGUGCCACAUUUCAGUGUCUACUAGUGCACAUCAAUGCCACAUAUCAUAGCCCAUCUGAGCUGCCUUUCAGUGUCACCCAUCAGUGCCAGUCAGUGCCACCUUUUAAUGCUAGUCAGUGCCACCUAUCAGUGCUGCCAGUCAGUGCCACCUAUCAGUGCUGCCAGUCAGUGCCACCUAUCAGUGCCAGUCAGUGCCGCCUAUCCGUGUGCAUCAGUGCCGCCUAUCAGUGUGCAUCAGUGCCGCCUAUCAGUGCCGCUUUACAGUGCCAGUCAGUGCCACCUAUCAGU
This is a messenger RNA of Staurois parvus, 471 nucleotides long. Lineage: Eukaryota; Metazoa; Chordata; Amphibia; Anura; Ranidae. The record is from the annotation of a GenBank genome assembly.